Closterium sp. Naga37s-1 is the source of this 1632-nucleotide messenger RNA. The record is from the annotation of a GenBank genome assembly. Lineage: Eukaryota; Viridiplantae; Streptophyta; Zygnematophyceae; Desmidiales; Closteriaceae.
AUGGGUAAGACGCGUGGUAUGGGAGCCGGGCGCAAGCUGCGCAACCACCGGCGCAACCAGCUGUGGGCGGACAAGCAGUACAAGAAGAGCCACCAGGGCAACGAGUGGAAGAAACCCUUCAUGGGCUCGUCUCACGCCAAGGGCAUCGUGCUCGAGAAGAUUGGUAUUGAGGCGAAGCAGCCUAACUCCGCUAUUCGUAAGUGUGCGCGAGUGCAGCUGAUCAAGAACGGCAAGAAGAUCGCAGCGUUCGUGCCCAACGACGGUUGCCUCAACUUCAUCGAGGAGAACGACGAGGUGCUCAUUGCUGGAUUCGGUCGUAAGGGACACGCUGUGGGAGAUAUUCCCGGUGUGCGGUUCAAAGUGGUGAAGGUGUCUGGUGUGUCGCUGCUCGCUCUCUUCAAGGAGAAGAAAGAGAAGCCCCGCCCAUUUGUCGCUACGAUGGACGAAUCUCGUGAGAGGUCGCCGUUGAAUUUGCCGGAUCUCGAAUCCAAUCAGCUCCCAACCACCGCCACGUCAUCAUCGGCAAGAAUCCUGUCUACUGGUGCCGCCGCUGUCGGUACUGCCACGUCAGACGGCUCCUCCCCCUCUGCAGCCACGUCAUCCUCUCCGUCAUGCUCGGAGCCUGCCACGUUGUUGCAGUACGAACAGCAGCUGCUGACGUGGCUGCAACGGUUUUCCGACGAGCUCGCGAAUCGCAUCACCACGAUCGACGGAAGGAUCGACGGGUUGCUGAGCGACGCGACUCGGGUGGACUCAAAGCUUCGUGUGGCCGAGGCGAAGCUGCAGUGCGCUCCCGUGAUUCGCGGCGCCGUUCACACCAUCUCAAGCCCAGGGCAGUCGCGCGCGAGUCACACGCAAGGCGAGCUUAGCGGGAGGGCGGGGAUGUCUACAGCUGGGAUAUCAAUUGCUCAGAAGAAGCAGAACGAGAAUCAGAAAGAGAAGCAAAAGGAGGAGCAGAAAGAGAAGCAGAAGGAGAAGCAGAAGGAGAAGCAGAAGGAUAGACAGAAGGACGAGCAGGGAGGAAAGAGAGGAGGGGGUUUAAGCUUUGAGGAGCGUGUUCAGGCAGCAGAUGCGAGUCAGAGCUAUUACAGCCCACAGCUGACAUCUGCAGCUGCUGCUGCUGCUGCUGCUGCUGCUGCUGGUGGGGCUGCUUUUGGUGGGGCGGCUGUGGGUGCUGCGUCUUCUCUCUUUCCGCCCUACAGCAGUCAAGCAGCAGUGGUUUCUCCCUUCCCUGACCGGCCAGACUCUCUCGCUGCCCUCGCCUCGCUCUACGAUUUCACCACAGCCAUCCCCACCCCCUCCUCGCCCCCUCCCUACUCUGAGCCUGGGGAUCUACCUGCUGGGCUUGCCAGGCAGCAUCCCGCACCUGCUGAAACACCUGGAGCUUCUGCCUCUGUUGCUGGGCACCUGGCUGGUGAUCAGCUCUCCCUGCCAGGUGUCUGGUCAGGUGAAUUCCCAGGUGGAUCAGGGACUUUCCCAGGUGCUGUUCCUGUCCUGCCUGGGUCGUCCCCGUCUCCUCCGCCCUUCCCUUCCCCCUCGCUCUCUCUCAUGGAGCCGUCCGGAUGGGCUGUUGACAACUUCAGGUCCCUGCUGGAGCAAGCACUCAGAGCACCGGUUGCUGACAGCACUUGA